Molecule: messenger RNA, 7787 nt
Organism: Anolis carolinensis (green anole)
Lineage: Eukaryota; Metazoa; Chordata; Lepidosauria; Squamata; Anolidae
Gene: midn
Product: midnolin
Exons: 7
Coding region: 307-1824 (505 amino acids)
Cellular component (GO): nucleus
Molecular function (GO): protein binding
Source: RefSeq, a predicted model, not a curated record
CGGGGAGGAAAAGCAGGGGAAAAGGAUGAAUGGGGAGGGAGGCCCCGCCCCGCCGGUGACGUCGGGGUAUAUAAGGGCGAGGCGUUCCCCGCCGGCGCUCUCUUCGGCCUCGCCUCUCCGCCCGGACGGACGCUGAUCGCUCUCUCGCUCCGAGCGCCGCAGGAAGGAAGGAAGGAAGGAAGGAAGGAAGGCUUUGUUCUCGCUCCCCCCCCCCCACCCCCGGCGCCGCGGGUUCGAGGCCCGGGCGCGGAAGGUCGGGAGGGAGCGCAGCGGAGCGGAGGGGAGGCGCCGUCCUUCUCCGGGCGGAUGGACCCGCAGCCCGGCGCCAGGAGCAGCGGCGUCACCGCGGCCCAGGCCUCCUCCUCCUCCGCCGCCUCGCCCUCCGCCGCCCCGCCGCCUCCUCCGCCCCCGGCCCCGUCCCCGGCGCCGCCGAUGCGCGUGUGCGUGCGGACCACGACGGGCGCCCGGUACGAGCUGGCGCUGCCGGCCGAGGAGACCGUGGAGGGGCUGCAGCGGCGCCUCGCCCAGCGCCUCCGCCUCCCCCGGAACAGGCUCGCCCUCCUCCACAGAGACAGCCGCCUGAGUUCGGGGAAGCUGCAGGACCUGGGGGUCGGCGAAGGGAGCAAGCUGACCUUGGUGCCCACCGUGGAGGCCGGAUUGAUGUCUCAAGCGUCCAGGCCCGAACAGUCCGUGAUGCAAGCGCUGGAGAGUUUAACAGAAACUCAGGUGAACGACUUCCUCUCGGGCCGCUCCCCGCUGACCCUCGCCCUCCGCGUCGGGGACCACAUGAUGUUCGUCCAGCUCCAACUGGCCGCCCAGCAGAGCGGGGGGCCGCUCCAGCACCGCCACGUGGGCCCCGCUCGUGGGGAGCCCCCCCGGUCCACCCCUGGCGGAGGAGGAGGAGGAGGAGGGGGGCCCGAUCCCGGCGCCGGUCCCGGGCCCGCCUCCAGCAGGACCCCCCACGUGCCGCCCUGCCAGCCGAGCCCCCCGCCCUCCCCGCCUGUGGCCCCGCCCCCACCCUGUGGCCCCGCCCACCCGGUCAUGGCGGCGGGAAUGUUCCGGUCGCACGGCACCAGCGCCCCACCAGCAAACGGGAGCGCGACGUCCUCGUCCUCCUGUUCGGAGGUCGACUGUGUGGCGCGCGGCAGCCCUUCGCCCAGCCCGAGCCAGCCUUCCCGGACACGCAAGCCCGGCGCCGUGAUCGAGAGCUUCGUGAACCACGCCCCCGGAGUCUUCUCCGGAACGUUUUCGGGCACGCUGCACCCCAACUGCCAGGACAGUGCCGGCCGGCCGCGCCGGGACAUCGGCACCAUCCUGCAGAUCCUGAACGACCUGCUGAGCGCCACGCGGCACUACCAGGGCAUGCCCCCCUCGCUGGCCCAGCUGCGCUGCCAGGCCCAGUGCGCCCUCGCCCCCUCCCCGCCACCCUCCCCGCACUCCGCCAGCCGCGCCGCCUCCACCGCCUCGGAGAAAAUGGCCGCCGCCGUGACCGCCGCCAGCCAGCCCUCGCACCCGGGACAGGGGCCCACGGCCUGCAAGCCCACCGCGGGGGGCGACCGCGUGCGGCAGACGGAGAACCGGGCCACGCGCUGCAAGGUGGAGCGGCUGCAGCUCCUGAUGCAGCAGAAGCGCCUUCGCCGGAAAGCCCGCCGGGACGCUCGGGCGCCCUACCACUGGCUGCCCAACCACCGCAAGUCCAGCCGGACCAACAGCAACAGUAGCCUGUCCAGCGAAGGCAGCGGCAGCCUCGACCUGGACUUCGACGACUCCGUCUGGAAGCCCGACGUCAAGCCGGACAUGAAGUCGGAAUUUGUCGUCGCGUGAAUCGAGCGGGGACGGGGAAAGCGACGACGACAACAACAACAAAGACUCUAGUAAUAAUUAAUAAUACAUUUUCUUUGGUCCGUGGGAGCAACGGAGUUUUUGUUUUCCUUUUUCGUUUCCUGGGUGCUUGAUUCACAAAGAAGACUUGGUUGCUGUGGAUUUCUCCGAGCGGACGGGCGGAUGAAUUUAGUUUUUUUGGAACAGUAUUUUCUACGAUGGGUUUUCCUCUCCUCCUCGCUGCUGAAACUCUGCCGAGGUUUUGAGUCUUGCGGACGGGAAACAGCUGUGUGCGAGCGAGGAAGUCAGCGAGCAAGCGGCAAAGACGAGCGCUGGUGGUUUGAGGGCGUGGUGAGGCCUUUUGCGGUUUCGGGAGGAGGAAUCUUCAAACACGGCUGCCUUAAAUGAUGACGAUGCGCAGAUAGACGGCAACGGCAACUUCGGGGGGUGGGAAUGGAGCGGGAACAAGAACCGCGGAACGCAAUCGGGAUUCUUCCGAGUUUCCGAUUUCAGAGUUCUGUGUUCUGGGUUCCCGCGUUUUGGGGUCCGGGGAGGAAGGCCGUCCCGUUUGUGCCGGGAAGCGGCCUCCUCCCUUCCUUCCCUGUGACGGAAACGCCCGGAGGCGGACAGAGAUGUGUGGAAAGUUUUCUUUUUAAACACUUUUGUAAACGUUCUCCUUUUCGUUUUUUUGGUGACUUCUACGUGAACGGGAAGCACUGUGCAUUCUUUUAAAGCAGGAAGUUUUGUCCCCGGUGCAGGGUGGUGGGGUGCGUGGCGAGCGAGUGAACGAAUGAGAGUCUGCUAUCCGUGUCUUCUCCCCCUUUCCUCCCCGGGAUAUGUAGCAUUUCUCACCAUCGCCCGUCUUUCGAGCCGGACGACUCUCUUCCUCCUGCUGAUAACUUUCCUCCGUUCCCGUACUUCUGCCCCUCUUUGGUGAAUCGUUGUGCAACACGGCGCAACACGGUGGAGGGAAAUAGGCCGGCAUUUCCUCGCGUUCCUUGCGGACCAAAGAAGGGUUUGAUGGAUGGAUACUGAGAUAGGCGAUCCCUCGUUGUCCGAGCACGGUGGCCUUCCGAGUGUAGUGUCUUGGUGGUGGAUACGUAGAUGGAUAGAUAGAUAGGCAGGAGGCGAGGAGACGAAAGCGGAGCGGGGAGACAAGGGGGAGCGGGGAGAUGAAAGCAGAGUGGGGAGACAACUGGGGAGCGGGGAGAUAAAAGUGGAGCGGGAAGACAAAAGCGGAGCGGGAAGACAAGAGGGAGUGGGGAGACGAAAGCGGAGUGGGAAGACAACGGGGGAGUGGCGAGACAAAAGUGGAGCGGGGAGACGAAAGCGGAGCGAGGAGACGAAAGCGGAGUGGGAAGACAAGGGGGAGUGGCGAGACAAAAGUGGAGCGGGGAGACGAAAGCGGAGCGAGGAGACGAAAGCGGAGUGGGAAGACAAGGGGGAGUGGCGAGACAAAAGUGGAGCGGGGAGACGAAACUGGAGCGGCAUCACCUCGCCAUUUCCUGCCCGCUCUUGCUUUCCCUUUGCACAUUCUCAAUGCAAUUAUAUCGACUUACUUACAAAAUAAAAACACGAAACGACCCUAAUCAGCCCUCUGACACUUCCAGCCACCCCUUACUUCUUCCAGGUGGAAGUGAUACUUCGCGUGCAUGCGCAUGGACGUGUCCAGAUAGUGACCAACUCUCUUCCAAUUUUAUUUUAUUUUAAACGGGGGGAAGAAUCGACAAAAACCAUUAACGCUUUCCAGGGUACACAUUUGGGUGUGUUUUGUAUUAUUAUUGUUAUUUAUAGACUUCCACCAAAAGAAAAUCUGAGCCAGUCGUGUUUGUUUUGUUUCCGAUGGGCCAUUUGUUUGUCUGCAACCCUCGCAACCCCAGGUGUGUCUGUGUGUGUCCGUGUGUCCGUUCAGAGCAGGGGACGCGGGUUAGUUGGUGCAACCCAACCCGCUGCAAAUGGAAAUGGCUUAUUUGUCAUCCUGUGUCUCUCUGGCUUAUUUGUCAUCCUGUGUUUCGGGUUUGAUUCCCAAGCCUUAAUUAAAUGGAGCAGCAACUCCUUGGCCGGAAAGAAGGGAAAGAUUUACAGCAGGCAUGGGCCAACUUGGGCCCUCCUCCAGGUGUUUGGGACUUCCACAGUUCCUUUAGUAUGUGGAGAACAUCCUUCCUGUACAUGGAAGACAUACUCUUAGCAGUCAUGGGCCAACUUGUCCCUCUCUCCAGGUGUUUGGGACUUCCACAGUUCCUUUAGUAUGUGGCGAACAUCCUUCAUGUACAUGGAUGACAUACUCUUAGCAGUCAUGGGCCAACUUGUCCCUCUCUCUAGGUGUUUUGGACUUCCGCAGUUCCUUUAGUAUGUGGAGAACAUCCUUCAUGUACAUGGAUGACAUACGCUUAACCGUCAUGGGCCAACUUGGGCCCUCUCUCCAGGUGUCUUGGACUUCCACAAUUCCUUCAUGUACAUGGAUGACAUACUCUUAACAGUCAUGGGCCAACUUGGGCCCUCUAGGUGUUUUGGACUUCCACAAUUCCUUCAUGUACAUGGAUGACAUACUCUUAACAUAAACAUGGGCCAACUUGGGCCCUCCCUCCAGGUGUUUUGGACUUCUGCAGUUCCUUUAGUAUAUGGAGAACAUCCUUCAUGUACAUGGAUGACAUACGCUUAACCGUCAUGGGCCAACUUGGGCCCUCUCUCCAGGUGUCUUGGACUUCCACAAUUCCUUCAUGUACAUGGAUGACAUACUCUUAACAGUCAUGGGCCAACUUGGGCUCUCUAGGUGUUUUGGACUUCCACAAUUCCUUCAUGUACAUGGAUGACAUACUCAUAGAAGUCAUGGACCAACUUGGGCCCUCCCUCGAGGUGUUUUGGACUUCCACAGUUCCUUUAGUAUGUGGAGAACAUCCUUCAUGUACAUGGAUGACAUACUCAUAGAAGUCAUGGGCCAACUUGGGCCCUCCUCCAGGUGUUUUGGACUUCCACAAUUACUUCAUGUACAUGGAUGACAUACUCUUAACAGUCAUGGGCCAACUCGGGCCCUCCCUCCAGGUGUUUUGGACUUCCUCAGUUCCUUUAGUAUGUGGAGAACAUCCUUCCUGUACAUGGAUGACAUACUCUUAACAGUCAUGGGCCAACUUGGGCUCUCUAGGUGUUUUGGACUUCCACAAUUCCUUCAUGUACAUGGAUGACAUUCUCAUAGAAGUCAUGGGCCAACUUGGGCCCUCCCUCGAGGUGUUUUGGACUUCAACUCCCACCGUUCUUUCAUGUACGUAUAUGACAUCACUCUUUCUCCUCCUCGCCCCCUUUAACCCAUUCUUUCUACAAUCCGCUCUUCUUUGCAGAAUUCACUCUUAACAUUUCUUCCUGGUCCCGAACAAUGUGAGGCCAACAUCAAACGUUUCCCUUGACACCCGUAGUCUCUCGAUCACAUAGGAAAAGAUGUACCAGUGGCCCGCGGACCACCAGUGACCCCCAAGAACUGAAAUACAGUCCACGACCUCAGUUACUACACCAUUGCAACAAGAGCGACUGGUUUUGCAAAACUCUUCUAGUGCCGAGGAAAUGGGGAUGUCGAGGGGGAGAGGUUGAAGACACCAUUCUGAAGAUUAAGGCCUGCAAUGACUAACUGCCUGGUUGCCGAAUUGUAACUAAAAGCCUCCUGACUGCUGCUUCUCCUCUUCCUCCCUCCCUAAGAACAAGGCCAAGGAUCAGACCCGUUUCCCAUCCAGCAGAACUGACUCCCUGCAACACAUGUCAUGACUCCUUCCUCUGUCCGUCACUUUUUGGAUUGUCAUAAGGUCUCAUAUAUCAAUAUUUUCCUGACGUCCCAAAGUUGUAAAUGAACGAUAGACGUCUUCCAUCUUGGCUCCAUCUCAGUUUCCUGGACCAGAUGUUGACUCUUCUCGAUUGGCGUUGGCCUUGUGUUGACUUCCUUCUUAACAGUUGUAAACAUUUCCUUAACUUGAUGUGAACAUUUCUCUUACCACUGUCACCGUUCUUAUCACAGGCAGGUCAACUAUUUCAGGUCGUUUUCUGUGGUAUCUGGCCAUGUUCCAGAAGCAUUCUCUCCUGAUGUUUCACCCACAUCUAUGGCAGGCAUCCUCAGAGGUUGUGAGGUAUGGAGAAACUAGGCACUGGCCUCCGACUGACAAAGAGUUCUUCUCUCACCCUGGACUUUCCACAGAUAUAUAUUAACAUUCCUUGCUGAGUUUCUCCAUACCUCACAACCUCUGAGGAUGCCUGCCAUAGAUGUGGGCAGAAAGUCAGGAGAGAAUGCUUCUGGAACAUGGCCACACAGCCCGGAAUACGUACAACAACCUUGAUUAACUACAACAUUCACACUGGCCUCCGACUGACAAAGAGUUCUUCUCUCACCCUGGACUUUCCACAGAUAUGUAUAAACCUUCCUUGCUUAGUUUCUCCAUAUACCUCACAACCUCUGAGGAUGCCUGCCAUAGAUGUGGGUGAAACGUCAGGAGAGAAUGCUUCUGGAACAUGGCCAUACAGCCCAGAAAACAUACAACAGCCUUGAUUCACACUGGCCUCCAACUGACAAAGAGUUCUUCUCUCACCCUGGACUUCCCACACAUAUAUAUGAACCUUCCUUGCUUAGUUUCUCCAUACCUCACAACCUCUGAGGAUGCCUGCCAUAGAUGUGGGUGAAACGUCAGGAGAGAAUAUUUCUAGAACAUGGCCAUACAACAACCCUGUGAUCCCGGCCAUGAAAACCUUUGACAACAGAUUUGUAACCCUUUUGGUUCUUACGUCGGAGUAGUCCCCCGUUAAAAAAAGCUUGGGAACCCCUGCACAGAAUUCUCACUCGUUUCGCAGGUGCCAAUUUGCAUGGCGGUGCCUUUCUUUGCCCCCAAAACGAAUGACGGGAGUCCGGGUCCUCCUUUCCCGCCGCAGCCUCUUGCCAACCGGAGGAGACGGAACGGGCUCGUCUUGUCUCUUCCGGUCAAAUUGCGUCCGUUCUUCCCCUUUCCCCAUUGUACGUUUUGUUGUAGAUGAAAUUCAAUUUCCAAUUGUUUUAUGUAUUUAAAUGUGCUCUUUUUAUUAUUUCGGGUUUUUUUGUACAGCGUGUGUGUGUGUAUGUAUCCUGUCCCGAAAGACGCGUUUCGUCUUCCUCGCAGAAAGUUGGUCGGUCCUUCCUUAUUGGUUUGUUGAUUUUUUAAAAGUCUAUAUAAGAGCAGAAAGGAGAGUCAAAAACAUUACAAAAAAUAUACGAAAUGAAUCCUCGCCUCUUGUAUGUUUGGGAAGAGAGAGUGUCAUGGGAACGAUGCGUGUGUCAAGAACGGAGGCGUGAUGUAGCACGAUGCGUGUGUCGGGAACGGAGGCACGAUGUAGCGCAAUGCGUGUGUCGGGAACAGAGGCGAGAUGUAGCGCGAUGCGUGUCAAGAACGGAGACGCGAUUCGUGUGUCGGGAACAGGCUCGAAGCGUGUCAAGAAUGGAGGCGUGAUGUAGCGUAAUUCGUGUGUCGGGAACAGGCGCGAUGUAGCACGAUUUGUGUCAGGAACAGAGGCGCAAUGUAGCGCAAUGUGUGUGUCGGGAACCGGCGCAAUGUAGCGCGAUGUGUGUCAAGAACAGAGGCACGAUGUAGCGCAAUGCGUGUGUCAGGAACGGAGGCGCGAUGUAGCGCAAUGCGUGUGUCGGGAACAGGCACAAUGUAGCACAAUGCGUGUGUCAGGAACGGAGGCACAAUGUAGCGCGAUGUGUGUCGGGAACACAGGCAUGAUGUAGCGCGAUGCGUGUCAGGAACGGAGGCGCGAUGUAGCGCGAUGUGUGUGUCGGGAACGGAGGCGCGAUGUAGCGCGAUGCGUGUUGAGAACGGAGGCACGCUGCAGCGCGAUGCAUACGCCGGGCUCUUGGUUGGCCGCCACGAUUUAAGUUACCUGUAUUAAAAAAAGAGAAAAAACUUUUAAAACAUGGUUUGAAAAAUAAUAAACACAAAAUAAAGAUUGCUUGAGCCACA